AUGAGUCGACACAGAAGAUCAUACUGCCUGAAUCACACAGCUACAGUGGUAAAAACCUACCUCCACCGACGUCAAGUGGACAGCCAAUCGAUCUUCCUACAAUCAAACACACGGUGGCUGAUGGGGUUGAAGGUGGCUCAGAGCAUGGCACUGCAGCUACUAGUAAUGGAACGUGUUUUGGAUUACUCGACAAUGAGGAGGAAGAACGGCUUCUCGGUGAUUCGGCAAAGCCUCUGCCAUUCAUCGAUGACUCGUCUCGGUCAAGAGCCGGACGCAGCCCACUGUGAGUUCAAAUUUGUAAUUUCCUGUUUUGAUUUGAAUGGUUUAGCUGCUCUCCGGUAA
Molecule: messenger RNA, 342 nt
Organism: Haemonchus placei
Lineage: Eukaryota; Metazoa; Nematoda; Chromadorea; Rhabditida; Trichostrongylidae
Source: the annotation of a GenBank genome assembly